AUGAUCUUUCUACAAUCUUCUCCAGUUGGGCGCAAAAAGACGACUUGCAAAUCGACAAACACUACCUUCCAUGCUGGUAUUCAAUCCGUCGUUUCUUGCUGGGAAGAAGCACCUGAAAUCCCUUCAGGACCCUAUUUCUUGGAUACAUACGGAGGGGGUUUACAUCGAGUGUAUCGGCUCUACGAUGACUUCUCCGGUAGCUUUCUGGAAUCUCUUAUUCAGUCUCCAGAUGGAACCUUUCAAACUCUACCGGCCCACAUCUCUAGUAGCAGUUCUCUUACCAUAGGGGUUCCGUCUCGUUUGUACUUCACUCGCACAAAGGAAAAACCUUUAGCAGGCAUUCGAGUAGGAGUUAAAGACCUUUACGACCUCAACGGAGUAAGAAGCUCUCGAGGCAACCGUGCAUGGUACAAUCUAUAUCCAGCGGCGAAUAAGACGGCACCAGCUAUUCAGAGCCUGAUCGAUGCUGGAGCUGUUAUUGUCGGGACACAGAAGCUUUCCCAGUUUGCCAAUGGAGAGAAUCCAACGGCAGAUUGGGUCUCGUACCUUGCCCCGUUUAACCCCCGCGGAGACGGUUACCAGGGUCCAUCUUCAUCUUCAGCGGGUGCCGGAGCGUCCAUAGCAUCUUACCCAUGGCUGGAUCUUGCUGUUGGAAGUGACACGGGCGGUUCCAUACGUGGACCUGCUGGGGUUACAGGAGUGUUUGGCAACAGGCCUACUCAUAACCUAGUCAGUCUGGACCAUGUGAUGCCUCUGUCACCCACCCUGGACACGGCAGGCUUCCUUGCCCGCGACCCAGACAUCUGGGGAGCAGCCCAAGCCGCCAUGUACGGAGACAAUUAUACUGUCUUUUCUCAGGAGAACAUGACGUACCCGCAAACCCUAUAUACCGUGGGUUUUCCGGCUAACAACACUCCUCAGGGUGCAGUGCUGCACCAAUUUGCCAACGAUCUGGCCGAUCUCUUUGCCACCGAUGUCCAGGAGUACAAUAUUACCCAGCAGUGGACUUCGACCGGGCCAGAGUCCGUUCGAGAUCUUCCAUUAACGGAAUUUCUGAACUUGACCUAUGCUGCUCUCAUUACCAAGGAACAGAUUGCCCUAGUCAAAGAACCAUUCUUCAGAGACUAUGCUGUCUCUCAUGAUGGCCGACUACCUUACAUCAGUCCAGCCCCCAGUGUUCGCUGGGCCUGGGGUGAAAGCCAACCAGACUCCAUUCUAAGCGACGCCAUUAAGAACAAAACCACAUUCAUGAACUGGUUUAAUCAGGAGGUUCUUCCAAGAGACGAGGACCCCCAAAGAUGUUCCUCAGGCAUAUUGCUCCAUGCUGAGAGUACCGGAAGUUUCGGCAGACGCGACGUCUACCGUGACCCUCCUAAUGUUCCGUUUGGCUGGUCCCUGAGCAGAAUGUCGAUCUUCAGCGAAACACCAGACAGUGUUUAUCCUCUUGGAGAGGUGCCGUAUUUCAGUGAUAUAACCAACCACGAGGAGAGCUUGCCUGUUACGGUUGAUAUUAUGGUAGCACGAGGGUGCGAUGGUCUUAUACCAAGGCUGGCUCGGGAUCUUGUUGAACUCGGUAUACUGAAAGUCCCAAAGACUGGUAGAAGUAUUGGAGGAGGAUCAGUCUUAUUUUAG
Fusarium sp. VM40 is the source of this 1632-nucleotide messenger RNA. Lineage: Eukaryota; Fungi; Ascomycota; Sordariomycetes; Hypocreales; Nectriaceae. The record is from the annotation of a GenBank genome assembly.